GUCUUCCUCCUCUCUUCUAUCGCGCUUCUUCCUCAUUUCUGAAGCUAAGCUGAUAAGUCUGGUCUUAUUAAGAAACAGGCAAGAAUGGCUGCGUCGUGCACCACUCACUCUUCUCUCAUGAUAACAUACUCCGCAACGUCCAUUCGUUCUCAAGACCUAACGAUUCCGUCUCUUGUCUCCUUCGCGAAACUCAGACCCAACAACGUCCCACUCUAUCCCCCUCUUCUUCUUCUUCGACCUUUACGACCCGUCGUUGUCUCCGCCGUCACUACCGCAGAGGCUGAUGUUGAGGAGGAGAAUGAAACCGCCGCCGCCGCCACAGCCACCGCCGUCAUCGAUCCCCCAAAGGCCAAGAAAGGAAAAGCCGCUUUGCUCCUCAAGAGAGAUAGAACAAGGUCGAAGAGGUUUUUGGAAAUACAAAAGCUAAGGGAAACGAAAAAGGAGUACGACGUCAAGACUGCAAUCUCUUUGCUCAAACAAACCGCAAACACCAAGUUUGUGGAGUCGGUGGAAGCCCAUUUCCGUCUCAACAUCGAUCCAAAGUACAAUGAUCAGCAGCUCCGAGCAACCGUCAGCCUUCCUAAAGGCACUGGCCUCACUGUUAAAGUCGCUGUUCUUGCGCAAGGUGAGAAGGUCGACGAGGCUAAAAACGCGGGUGCUGAUAUUGUCGGCAGUGAUGAUUUGAUCGAACAGAUUAAAGGAGGGUUUAUGGAGUUUGAUAAGUUGAUUGCUUCUCCCGAUAUGAUGGUUAAGGUUGCUGGUUUGGGCAAGAUUCUUGGCCCAAGGGGACUCAUGCCUAAUCCCAAGGCUGGUACUGUCACUGCUAACAUUCCACAGGCUAUAGAAGAGUUCAAGAAGGGGAAAGUGGAAUUUAGAGCUGAUAAAACUGGGAUUGUUCACAUUCCCUUUGGGAAAGUUAAUUUUACUGAGGAAGACCUUCUCAUUAACUUCCUUGCAGCAGUGAAAUCGGUGGAAACAAACAAGCCAAAGGGAGCCAAAGGAGUGUACUGGAAGAGCGCACACAUUUGCUCGUCAAUGGGGCCAUCCAUCAAGUUAAACAUAAGGGAGAUGAUUGACUUCAAGCCUCCAGCUUCCAACUAACCAACCAUUGAACGAAGGUCCCUUUUGGGAACACCCAUCUUAUCCUUGCACUUGUAUCACACCUAACUCUGAUGAGAGACCCAUUUUGCUGUUUUGUGGUGUUAUUUUAUUGAUUAUCUCUCUUAAAAAUUGCAAGUCUCUGAGCAGAGUUCUCACUCUCGUGUGUAAGAAUGAGUAGUGGCUUCUUAUUGGCUGAUGCUAGAAUACGCUGUUGCUUAUGUACUACUAAAUCUCUGCUGGAACGUAUGCAGUAGAGAACCCAGAUAUGCUCAUGCUAAAUGAGUGUACAGAACAAGAAGAAUGUUAUAAAACAAUACUGGAAAAUGCUAGGUUUCAG
Molecule: messenger RNA, 1438 nt
Organism: Eruca vesicaria subsp. sativa (arugula)
Lineage: Eukaryota; Viridiplantae; Streptophyta; Magnoliopsida; Brassicales; Brassicaceae
Source: the annotation of a GenBank genome assembly